GCCGCGGUGCAACGCGCUCGGUGCAUCCGCAUCGACGCGUCUCUAUUGGUAUUCGCGAGUUUGUCGAUCGCUGAUCGAUCGUUGUUCGAUCGCUAAUCGACUGCUAUUCGAUCCGGUCGAGUGUGUUCUCGCACGAGAAUAUAAGUUCGACGAUUUCCUUGCAACGAAAAUUGUGUUUUUAUUCGCGAUAGGAUGAUAAAGACGAUAGAAGGAAUGUGUAGUCGGAUGUUUGGUAACGAUUUGUUAAUACUUUGUUAGGCUCGUACUUUUCGUGAAUAGUGUGCAAUAUUUUAGUUCGAUUUAAAGUCCUGUUGGGGUUUAGUAAUUUGGAAUUUGUUUCUAAUACAAUUCUUUGUGGAACCAUGAAUUUCUUAAAUUUGAACCUACCGUCGUAUAAUGAAAGCAAUAAAUCAUUUUUAUGGCUCGUGGAUGUUCAGCGGCAGUUUCGUGAAGCAAACAGUGAUACAUGCAGCGUCAAUAUUUUUCUGUAUUAUCAAGAGCACAAAUAUGAAGUUGAAUGUAGUGCUGUAAGUGAUUAUUUUGGAGAUAUCGAUAUGGAUAAUUCGCCGACGUCACCGUCAAGAUUAAUUAAUUCGGUAUUAAAAACGUGCUUAACGCCCCAUAAAGACGAUAUUUACGCAAGUAAAAAUUUUGUAAAAUAAAAAUAAAAAACACCACAGUCUCUCCAUAAAAGACAACUGAAUUAAAAUCCCACUUGUUAACUAUGAAGUAAUUCGUAACAUAAUUAUUGAUCUAUAAACACGUGGAAUAAUAAAUGAAACGAAUUCGGUUUCGUUACUUAAUUGAGGAACGACGUGUAUCGUUAUCGUGUUAAUUUUAUAUUUAAGUAUCGUGACUGGUAUGCAGGACGUAGCCGCGUGUCUUCCGGUCUGAAAAUAACACGUGCAUGUGCAUCUUCAUUCAUAAUGCAUCGACCGUGGCAAGCAUUCAGGGCAACGAGCCACGAAGCUCGUGAUCGUGUCAUCGGGCGUUUUCCACCUCGGCUGGAAUUUAAUUUCGCUCGAGUUCGAGGCUCUUUAUCGAAGCCCUUGCAUCGAUAAUGCACGGGAACACUUUCGCCUGUCCGGUUUCAAUGGUUGCGUUGAAUAAUGCGAAGAGUUCGUGACAUUGAACCGCGAAUAAUUGAAACGAAGCGCUCUUGUAUGGAUCGAAUUUUGUUUAACGUUUUUAUUGCGCUAAUAUUUGAAACUGAACAAGGACAGACAAAGACACUAACAAAGAAGAAAGAAGAUGAAAAAUUAAAUAAGAAAAAGGAAUUUAAAUUUGUAAUUCGUUGAAGGUGAAGAACGGCGCUAAUAAAUUUAAACUAUAAGAGGACUAACGAAGAGAAACUGAAGAAGAAGAAAGGAGAAAAGAAAACGAGGAAAGAGGAAGAAAAGUUAAGAAAUGAAAUGGAGUUUAAAUUUGUUGAACGUGAAGAAUGGCGCUAAUAAAUUUAAACUAUAAGAGGACUAACGAAGAGAAGCUGAAGAAGAAGAGAGGAGAAAAGAAAACGAGGAAAGAGGAAGAAAAGUUAAGAAAUGAAAUGGAGUUUAAAUUUGUCGAAGGUGAAGAAUGGUGGUUACGAAUUUAAUUUACAAAAGGACUAAUAAGAAGAAAAACAGAAAAGAAAACGAGGAAAAAAGACAAGAAAUUAAGAAAGAAAAAGGAGUUUUUGUUCAAGAUGAAGAGCGGCGCCAAUCACGAUUCCUCUCGUCCAAACCGAUGAUCCGUGGAACAAGACGACAAAAAUAUUUUCCUCACGGAUUUGUUUUACAACCCAUACGGUGCCAUAUACGUUAGACGCUCACUAUAUCGUAUUACACGCACGUUACACUUGCGUACGUGAAUUGUAAAUUACGGAAGAUCGUGUCCGAAGAUGACCUAGAUACCCAACGGGCUGCAAGAAAGGGCAUCGACGUCAAGCUGGCAUGCUCGGGUUCUUUAUGCUCUCUCGGAAAGGGAAAUAGAGAACGACUGGAAAAAAAAAGGGUUCGACGGUCACCACUUCCUUUGCACGCCAAAAUUCCCGCGGUCCCCGGGGACGUUGAAAGCCGUGAGAAAAAGGAGGACAGAAUGGAAGUGUCCCGUGGAAAAUGCUCGGGGUAACGUUCAAGGCGCAUAGGUUGAUCCUCGCAGCAUGCAGCAAGCACUUUCAAGAGCUAUUCGAAGGAAUGCCUCCUUCUCCGGCGGGACUGAUCGUUAUUCUCGACGGGACGAGUGCCCACAAUAUGGCCUCCCUUCUUGAAUUCAUGUACCGUGGCGAGGUACACGUGUCCCAGGAAUCUCUCAGCUCUUUCCUCAAAGCAGCCGAAUGCCUCCAAGUAAAAGGUCUGUCCAUCGAGCACGAAAAACUGGCGGUGGCGCAGAGGCACGCCGCGGAGAGCAACAACAACUCGUCCACGGAAACCGCGGGUAGCGGAAGCGGUGGAGGUGCCGUGACUGCAAGCGAAAAUGGCGGCGGCGUCGGCGGUAACGUGGGUAGUAGCGUCGGCGGCGGUAUCGGCGGCGGCGUCGGCGAGGUGAGCGACUUGAGCGAAGCGGGUGAAGCAACCAUGGUGAGAAACACCAUGAAGAGGACCCCCACACCGGCACCGUCGCCCGCCCCUGCCUACACCGUGCCCAGCGUCUACUCUACCUCUCACUAUUACGAAAGUCCCCCGAAAAGGCUGAUGAGAUCGCCCAGUGACGUUGAUUCUUUGGGAAGGGCGAGUGUGUUACGCGACGGCACUGCCUUCCGGCCCGCAUCCGCGCCACAUCCGCUUCUUCUGGAGAACCACUUCUAUCAACCGUUCACCCACCCCUCAGAGACGCCCGCACAUCCCCACACCGCGCCGCACACACCAACGGAAUUGGAACAGGAAUUGGAACGAUCGAGGUCCGAGGAACGUAGCAAUUGCGAUCUCAAGGAAAGCGUAGCUGAAGAUCUUCGGAUAAAGCAAGAACCGGUGACGCUGACCGAUCGCGAGAGGGCAGAAAAAUUGGCGGAAAGAUUGUCAGGCGAAGUUUACUCUAGUGGAAGGGGGUUCGAUGGGAGUCAUUAUGGCUCAAAUUCGGACCACAUGCAGCACGGCGCGCAAAUGGGUUCCGCGAUGGUGCCGUUGCCGCCGGCUCAUCCACCGACUCCUGAUCUCAGUCCUGCACCCACCACCCCCGCUAUGUGGAACACGAAGAUCAACAAGGCUGGCACUGUCACCACUCCUGAUGGCAAGAAGCUGAAGUGUCCGUUCUGCGAGAGACUGUACGGCUACGAGACGAACCUGCGCGCCCACAUACGACAACGUCACCAGGGCAUCAGGGUGCCCUGUCCGUUCUGCUCGCGGACGUUCACGCGGAACAACACCGUCAGACGGCACAUAGCGCGGGAGCACAAAGCCGAGCUCAAUCUGAAGGCCUUCCAGCAGUCGAACCACUCGGUGUCGGACACGGUGCCGCAGUAAAACGACGCGUCCACGUCGUAGCCGUGGCCGUGGCCGUCGUGGCGGCGAUAUCAGCCCCGUGGCUGCGCAAGUUACCAGCGAGUGGCACGGAAACGAACGCGGAGGGACUUGGAGGACGAGAACUGAGCGAUGCAGGAACGACGGGCGAAGGUACCGCAGGGUUCACCUUUGCCCUUCGUCGUUGGUCAACGUCGUCCCUAUGCCAGGUCGCGUCCGAGCGGCUCUCCGGAUACGUCGUCCCCCUCGAGAAGUCGCGAACGCUGCAAUUGACAAGCGGCAAGCUCUCUAACCGAGGGACGAGAGCCUCCGACUCGGAUCAGAGGAUCGCAAAGGGCCGAUCCUCGCGACCCCCUGGGUCAACGCGGCGAUCCGUUCGCGAUAGUUGUCAAUUACGCUGCUGGAGCGUCCAGUGGUCGACCUCGUGUCACGAACCGACUGCUGAAACCGUCUCGAGGCGUAUCGCGCCCAAGGAAUUCCGGAGGAUGCGAAGACGAAUCGUUUGGCUCGUGGUUGAUCAGUCCCCCGAGGCGAUCAGAGACCACUCGGGGACUCCCCGUUGCGACUGGACGAGCCUCGCUUCGGUCCACGCGCAUUUUUUAAGCCAUUUUUGCAGACCUGGAGUUGCAAGCCUCUAUCGCGGAACGUGCUCGAUUUUACUCGCGGGAGAUUGAAUCUCUGUGUAGAGUUCAUCGAGGGAAAGAGGAUCUGUUUAUUUCCUUAUGAAUGCAUUUGAUAUGUCUGCAGAUACAGACACGUGUCUCUGUGGAGUUCACCGAGGAAAAUUUGCUUGCUGUUUCCUCGUGGAUGGAUUUAACAGGCCUGCAGAUACAGACGCAUCGCUGGAAGAUUAAUUAACGCGAUAAGCAAUGGUCAUGUACGCGUAGCUGAUUCUCGUCACGGGCCAAUGUCACGUGUAUAAGUGAAUACAUGAACUGUAGACCAGUGUUAAAUUAUACGCGAUGUAUUCGCAAUAUUCAGCUAGCCUAUGUAACCCAGAUGUUACAAUUGUUUUCAAAAGAAUGGUACUAAGAUUUUUUAGCGUAUAACACAGCUAAUGCAGACUGAAAGUCAUCGAGUGGAAACUUCAAGUACAAGUACAUUUGAUCCAUAGUUUAAAUGAAUUUCAGCGGAAGUACUUUAGUAAUAUCUGGGUCGAUGCAUUUUAUCAAUCUAUGAGCCGCUCGUUGCAUUAAUCGAUUAACUCCAUGAUACAAAAAAAAUUGAGUAAUGCGAUGAAAUAAAGUACAUUGUUUUUUAAAAUUCAUUGUAGAAUGCAUAAAUACAGAUGUAGCUUUCAUCCAACGGUAUAUAUAAAAUUAAUAAGAAAGAAUAGCCAAGAAAUAACCCUCGGUAAUGUUACAAUUUUUAUGCGACUGGUGGAGUUAAUAUAUUUGUGUAGCGAACGGUUCGUACAGUCCUCCUUAUGCAAGAACCAUGAAUGCGCCAUUCGAAACUGGACAAUAAUCUACAUUAAUAAGCUCACAGUACAACUACCGUUACUACUCAAUGCACACGCGGAUCUUAACCCAAAGUUAGGGAUCCAAACAAAAAAAAAUCAUUCAAUGGUGCACAUAUCUCUGCUCAACAAAAAUAAACAUUAUCAUUCCACGCAUGGUUCUGGGAUAAAAGGGACUGUGCGUUAGUAUCCGUUAAAUUAAAUACCAAUGGCUACGAACAUGGCCCGUGGCGAAGAGCGUUAGCAAAUAUGCGCAACCAAGAAAUCUUUUUCGAAAGAAAGAAACGGAGUGCACGCGAUAGAGGGUUGAAUUCCGGAUCGGUUCUUCGCGAACCAACCGCGGAAGGAACGGACGUCGCGCGAAACUCGGACGUGGCAAGGAGGCGUUGACCAUGAAAUAGGAAAAUUGUCCCGGUGAUCGGAUCACAGAAGACGGAAGAGAGAAGACGGAAAUGGAACAAGGAAGAACGAGGAAGGAAGUUUAAGGGAAGGAAGACACGGAAACGAAGCACGGAAAAACGUCGACGUCCGAUUGCUCUGAGCGUAGCUUGCACUGAGGUACGAGGGCGGGUGGGUGGGAUGGGAUGGGGUUCACCGGGGAGGGGGGGGGGGGUUAUCGCGCGCCUCGGACACGCUCGCGGAUACGCUGCAAAUCACAAAACUAGUCAAUGAAAGUGCAACGUCAAAGUAAGAAUUAUUAACUCUAAACGUUUAAUGAGCGCGAUGAAGAAGCAAACAGAAAGAGUUGAGGGAAGCGGACACCGGAAAUGAACCGACAAAUGGCGCGAACAGAGUCACGUUCGAUGCGGAUUCGCCUCCCCCGAGACCAUCAUUGUAAGGAAAGCGUCUCGGGCGAAUCGUAAAGCCGUGAACGUGACUUUUUUGGUAUUUUUUUUUUACUUCUUUUUUUUUUGUUACGAAUCCGUUCUCAGUUUAUUCGACCAACUUUUGGUAGGACGAGUAGGGUCGUUCUGGCAACGAUGGUCGCACGAUGGACGAUAUAUUACCGACCAAACACGGUGCUAGCGCCGUCGCGAAGCAUAUGUCGAUGGAAUAGUGUCUACUGCCGCUACCUUACUCUAUUAUUCGAUAGUUCAACGUUACCAUUGAUUAAGAAUUAUUAACUGCAUACCGAAUCGCAUGAAACGCUGUUACUGAUAAUAUACCUGCAGAGGGAUAACUGGUACUGUUAACGCUUCGCUCACCGGUCUGGGUUAGGUUCGACGACCACUGGGAGCCUAUUCUUUCGAAAACAACUUGGAAGGACUUUCUGUGUCGGCCCUAGGGUGACUUCUACCGAUUUGUCGAUCUCUGGGGUCGUUGGAGAUCUCUAGAUUUAUAUUUUAUCAGAUUUGCGUUGGAUGGAGUUGCAGUAUUUCAAAAUUAUAACGUUGUCUGUGACGGACAUUGGUGUUUAAUUGUUUAUGAUGGAUACAAUUAUAAAAAGCUGUGGAAGCAAUUGACUACUUCAUCCAAGCACACAUAGAAAGAUUUUUUUUUUUAAAUACUUGUCAAACUACCACAAUAGAUAGCUAUCUGCAAGUACUCGUCCAUGAGAUUACACUUUAAUACAUGCAAUUAACACUUACAGUCGGUCCCAUAAGUAUUCGUAGCCUCUUUAUCUAUUGAAGAAAUUUGUUUCAAUUAAAUGGUAGGUUUGAUGUUUCCAAGUGCAUGUUUUUAUAAAUAUGUUGAUAUAAAUAUAUACACGUAUAAACUUAUUCAUACACAUAUUUAUAAUGAAAAAUUCAUUCGAUAAUAUUAAAACUAUUAUUUAAUUUAGUCAAACUUCUUCGAUAGACAUAGAGGGUAUGAAUAUUUACGGUAUUGACUGUAUAUAUAAUAUACAACUAGAACUACUACACGUGAUCUAAAACGGAUCAUUCUACGUCCCAGAAGUCCUCCUAGGGUUGAUACAUGCCAACCUAGUUUCCAUUCUUUUUUUAUUUAUAGAGUGUCAAGUUGACAAUAUUCAAACGUAACACUUGUUUUCUCUAUAUGUACAAUAUAUACUGCCAUCAACUUGUACACUCUAUAUAUCUUUCAACCCGAAUACAAUAAUUCAAGGACCAUAAUCACGGUCGAUAGGCUCCAUUAGAUAACCUCCGUAAUAAAAAUAAAAAAACAGCACCCGGUGAACGAAGCGUUGAUUCCUGUUGAUGUCGAGAGCCUAGGGUCGAGACACAAGUGACGUACAUGUUAUCUAACGAAACUGUUUACGUUCGCGCGUUAGUGCCAAAAAGAUCGGGUACCUUUUUCUUCGCUCUGGAUCGCAUCUUCGAUUUGUUCGUUCCCCUCGACGGGACACGGGUAGAACAAUUACGCUGGACUUAUCGGUGGAAACAUAUCCAGAAUAGGGCAAGCGCGUUACGCCGACACCGACGCGUUUUCUUCGUCUCUUAUUUUCUUUGUGUUUUUUUUUUUCUUUUGUACAGAUAUACCGUUUUAUAAAAGGAUUUAUGAGAUUAUUACUACGAUUCUAGGACGGGCAGGCUGUCGAGUUACCAUGUGUAGGCCACGUGGGCGGAUUCUCCAGGGCGAACGCGCGUAUCUUUUUUUCUUUUGUACCAAGCGCCGUCUUCGACGAGCCUCGACGAUGCGACGAAGAAGGAUGCCUUCUCGCCAGCGUCGGGCAACGCGUAAUCCGCGAUCACGAUCGACGAACGAUCAGACGCGACUAGAUCGCGAGUUACCGAUCCACCCGUCGCGGAUUACAAACGUAAUCUCGUAUCCGAUAUUCGAUGAUUAUCGAAGUCGUUAUCUACGAUCGCGUAGCAAUCGCUGCCCGGCUCUGCUACCCGGCUAUCUUUCCAUCGCCGUCAUUUUUUUAUUUCUCGCAACGUUCACCGUCGAGGCUCGAUCCGUUCGCCUCGAGGAAUCGCGGCGUGGCGUUACGUCACGCGAACAAUCACUACCACUUUGUUACCUGUUUACAAUGUUUAAUACGGACUUUUGUCCGAAGCAAUAGUCGCGGAUCGAGAUAUAUAGGGGAUGACAACCAAUAGACCAAUAUGAACAGAGCGCUAUAGAAUAAUUGCUAGACCGGUUGUGUAGGAUGUGAUCAAUGCAAUAGUUAUAUUACAUUUACCUAUAGAUAGAUUAUAUACAUAGAUACUCCUAGUCAGGAUGGCACCACGAUAUUACUUGUUGCAGUAUUGACACGUUUAUUGACAGACUUUUAUCUUUCUUUUUUACUUCUAACCCCGUUCUUUUUUUCUUCGCUUUCUCGUCUCGUUUUCUUUCCUACAGGAUUAUUCUCUCGUUUCUCUAUUUUAUUUUUCUGUUAUUACUUUCCGUUGCUUCUUUCUCCUCUUUUUUCUUUCUUUUUUUUUUUUGUUACGUUACAGAUGAAGUUUAACAAGAAUUAUCUCACAACGAUACGCCUACCGCGAAGGUAUCAAAGACAAUAGACGAAUAGAGAAUUAUUUAGUAUUUAAAAGAUCAUACGCGAGCUAGAAUAUAUAUAUUAUUAUAUAUAUAUAUACACACACACAUAUAUACGUAUAUACAAGAGAGACGUUAGACGCCGUCGAAUUUUCCGUUCAGUUUGUUUUCCGCCUCGUUCUUUAUCAUUUCUGUUUUCUUUCUUUUCUCUUCUCUAUUUUGCUGUUGGUUUUAUGUUCGUUCGUUUAUCCACUUAAGAUACGUCAACAAAAGAUGAUACGUAAUGACAGUUAACUACCUCAUCGUUUUAUAAUAACGCAUUAACCAAACACAGGGAACACUGAGCGACCACAGUAAUAUUUAUACCUGUACAUUCCGUACAGCCGCUGAUACUUGUCCGGUUAGCGUCGGAACUAUUCUUCUGCUGUUAUACCCUGCGAAGAGGGUACGAGGGCGGAUCUCGAGGCUUCUCGUGGCGAAUUCCUCUAUCUUCUACGAUGCAGCGAGCAAUAUUGACCGAGGCGGCAUAGUUGUUGCCAGAUAUAGAUAAUCGUGAGGUCUCGGAGCUUCUAGGAACCGAGGGACCGUCGUUGAAGUCUCCUGUUCCUCGUAACUCUCUGCCGAGGAUUCGAAAUGAACUCGCUGCUCGAGGUCACUUAGUAACUUGCGAACUGUCCUAAUAAUUGGAUAAUCGAGGGAAGAUAGAAUUUGUUUGCAACUAGACAUUAAUUGAAUCGAGUUUGGUUGAAGAUCAUAGAAAAUGGCAUGCGUGUCUUUUUCUGUAAUAACUGAUUUGUUUAAAAUAAUUGUUCUUACCAUUUCUUUUGUUUAAAUACACUACUCCGAGAGGUCUAGAGAAUUUAUUUUAAGGUUUUGUUUGAGAGAACGUUCAACUAUCGAGACCUCUUUUGUCACUCUUUAUUUUGAAUAAUAAUAGGGAAUUGUAGGUAUUACUUUUUACCUACAAUGUUAUAUGGAGCAUUUUAUGGAGUACAAACGGUAUAUAUUAUUUUUUCGUAGUUAUAAGAAUUUACUUGACAUUCAAAUCCUUAAAAAACAGGAUACUAAUAGUUGAAGUAUAAGUACGUUUAAACGUUAAUUUUUUUAUUUUCAUUUCUACGAUCAAUGGGUUAGGACAAAUACAACUAACAUUUUUGUAUUUGAAAAAAUUAAUUUCCCGCAUCUUUAAAUGCAUUUCCCGCAAUUUUAAUGCAUCCCGCAAAUUCGUCAAACAAAUUAUAUUCUCACAAUACCAACGACAAAAAAAUGUCUGAACUAUUUGCCACGUUCCAAUAAUUCCACCCUCUGAAAGUGACCUCGAACAUCGACUUGAUCACGAUCCUAUCACAAUGGUACAAACGUUUACACAAAGUAGUUUUCACAGAAAUCUCUUUACUCGCAUAUUCCAAAAUGGAAUUUCCAUCCAACGAAAGGCCUUCGAGAUCGUCGACACACGUGAUAUAUAAACUCUACAUAUUAUAUAUAUAUAUACAUAUAAUAGAUCCGUUUUUUUACAAAGCCGCAAUUAUUGCAUACGUACAACUAUGUGUAACUGACGACUAGAGACAGUGAGCUACACGAGAGUGUAGAUGUGUGCCUGUGUGUAUGCGUGUUAAUGAGAGACCGCGUGAUUUCAAAAUCGAGCGUGUUUUAAUCCGUGAGACAACCACUUGCGAUUUCAUCGUUCAGCGGUGAUGAUAUUCGGGCGUUCGAUUCCUAAAACGAUUUCAGGCGAUAGAUUUCGACGUAGAGUCCAGAAAGGAAGAAUAGUGUCUACGACGAACGGGUGGGAGAAAACGAAACAAUUGAAAGAGAGGAAUAAUAAACGAAGUAUCCGUUUUUUAGGGGGCGGGAAACCGAAUGAAAUGGCGGGUGGCGUUUUUUUGAAGGGGUGUGAAAACGAUUUCGGGGAGGGAACGUCGACGAAUUUCGCGGCUCGCGUUUUCCGAUCGUCUCUAGACUGAUCAGAUUUUCGGCUGAGAAGAAAGGUAAACAGCUGGGGAGGGGGAUGCUGGCGAACGAAAGGAGCAAAAAGGAUGCGUGACGUUUGGAAAUGGGAAAAAAAUCCAAGUGAAAAGUUUGUUCGAACGAGGGUGAUACUGAUACCGAGGAUGGGCUUUGACGCAUUUAGACGACGUAAAUUAGUCAUAGAGGGUAGAGGGGCGAGAGUUUAAAAACGAAGACGCUGCGGGGAAGGGAUUAUUCAAAAGUGUUAUGUGUCGUUUACGUAUGUGAUGGUUAGGAACAUACACACACGCGCGCACGUAUGGAGACAGACAAAUACACACACAAUACGCGGAAUACAUCGCACACGAUCGAGUGCCGCACGUUCCAGAGGCGCGAGACUACAGUACGCGCGCGAGAAGAGUGCUACAAGCCCCACCUGUGGAAUGCGCCACAGCAACCAUUUUAAAAACUGUUGAGCGCCUAGUUGGACAAUGUUACAGUCGGCACUUGAUAACUCGAUAGCUCUGUACUACUUAUUUACACGUCUAAAAGAUAAAACAUUGCACUCUCUGUUAUAUACAAUCAUUUUCUGUAGCCACAGACGUGCACGAAAAUAACUGUCCCGUAAUUAAUUAAUCUCCACGUGGAAGAGUUUAUAGCAAUUUUUUUCGCGCGUUGACAGUAGCCAGCGCAAUAUCACUACUUUUGAUCAAAAAUCGAUUUUUCUUUGCUGUACUACAAUAUACAACCCCUUUUUAUAGGUGAAAGCAUACGCAAAAAUGACUAGGCUGUCUCACAAUUGAUUAAUCUCCACGUGGAAGAGUUAUAGCACUUUUGCGCACGCGUACAGUAGCCGGUGCCACGUUACGCGUACUUUUGAUCAAGAAUCGUUUUUUCUUUUUUUUUUUUUUUCGUUUUUAAAGUGUUUCUUAUCCGGCUAGUCCGCCAGAAGCAACAAAAUCGUACUAACACGGAGAUGUUUAUAUCGUACUAUGAACUUUUUAGCUUUAAGUUUUCUCCUAUGUCGUUGGUACGUGGCUCCAUUUUCGUUUCGAACAUUUUUCUUCUUAUUCCUUUUCAUUUAGAUACUUUACGGGUGGCAUUCGCAGCGCGUAGAUAAGGUUUCAGGCUGGAGAAGCCAGGUUUUUAGUGUCAUCGUAUUCGUGGCGAGUACGAUACAUCCACACGUGAUUUUAGUACGUGUGUAUAGCGUACAUACGCGUAUGUACGAACAUGUACGGCGAACUGUGGACGAGGGGCAAUCGAUCGUGUGUGGAGGGGUGCGAAACGAGAACGAAAUGCCGAUGGAGGAUAGAUCAUACAAGAUUUAGACUUGACAUUCGUAAUAGAGGAGGGGAAUCAUUGUGUAAAAUUAGUUUUGGAAUUAAUAUGAAAAAUAUUCCUAUUUUGAGGAAUAUUUACUUAUUUUAGGAAUUUUACCUACUUACAUUGUUUAAUCAUAAAAACACCUUUUGGGAGUAGUUCGUUCCAUGAAAAGUUCUGUAGUCGAGAAAACAACACCAUUUAACUAUAUGUUAUAUUGUUUCUUUGAUUGGAGUCUCGAACUAUUUGUAAAAUUUGUUUUGAGAAGAUUUUAUGAGAUUUGCACAUGAUGUUUUCUUACGAGGACAUCUAAUAGCUCUAUAGAUUUAGUUAGUUAUUCUUCAAUUUGAGUGUUAGAUAGGACAUGGGUAUAUAAAUAAACAGGGAAUUAUUUCUUCGUUCAAAGAUAAAAUGAAAUUCGUGUAACAGAAGAUUCAAGAAGUGGAACAGGAAUCUCGACUCCGAUGCUCCCAAAGGGUGAUCCUAAAUUUUCUUGAAACUAAAUAACGGAUAAAUAACGAAUAAUACCAACAUACAAUAAUUUGUAUUCGUCUACCUCGUAUAACUAGGUAUAACUAGAUAUUCGUCCACCUCGUAUAAUUCUAAAACUAAAAUUCCCAAUGUUAUUCAACCAAUAACAAACAGAAAAUUAUUCAUAAAAUAUUUUUAUCUUCUAUAUUAUCUUCUAUAUCUUCAAUAUUUUUGUCUUGUCUUCCAUUCUAAUUUUACUUUCUGGCAUUGCCCACGGUGUUCAAAUUUCGCACUUCCCGACUGUAUCCGGUUGUAAACACUCUUUCAUUCGCGUUUACCUGUUCAACUCGUUACUGGUUAAAGAAUUUCUCCAAUAACAUAAGCAGAACCUAUUAAAAAAGCCCCGAGCUCUGCGCAUCAUAAAUCUCGUUCUACGAAACAUACUCCCAUUGACGAGUACUAUUGGAACGCGAGAAGAUUGAAUCCGACUCUAUUCGCGAGGUGUGCCACGAUUAGGUAUACAACAAUAAGCGAACAAGUGUAUUGAUCACGUACAGAACGUAUUAGAAAAGAGCAAAUUGUUCCUUAUUUAUCGUACAAUCGCUUUUAAAACUAACAUGGUUGCGUCUGCGUUCGUUUGACUUGAUAGUUGCCCAUAAAUUAAUUAACGUCUUACAAAUAAUGCUCCUACAAAAAAAAAAAAAAAAACAACGCCUUUUGUAGAUCGAUGGCAGUCUCGAAGAAUACGAUUAGAAACUCAUUCUUCUCAUGCGCCAACAGUAGCAGCCAUAGGUUGGGGGAAAGCACUAUCAGCCGUUCUCGUAGCUCUGCUUCCGACACAGAGCAUCUAUUCUCCCAGUUGAACAGCGUAUGCAAAUGAAAAGAAGCACACACACAAACACACAUACAAAGCACACGAAACACACUCACACAAAGGGCACGUACCUACAGAGGCGCGGUAUAUGCGUACGCGGUUGCGUGCAUAUAUACCCACGUUACGAAGCCACGCGCGACGCGUACGCAUAACGUAUGUACCAUUAUUGUAUCACGGCGUAGGAUAAAAUGUUGCAUGUUGUUUCUAUAAUAUGUGUUUUACGGAUUGAAAAUCCUUUAUAGAUGUCGUGUGUGACACAGCUUGGGGGGGGGGGCGGGGGGCCGGGGCGAGGCGAGCUUUACACCGCGGGUCAGUCGAUUAGGUUUCGCGACCGUCGCGGAGGAAGCGGAAGGAACGAUGGAAAACGGACGGCGAGCGAUUAGGGGAUCCGACGAAAGGCGAAAAGCUGACCGGAAAAGCUGGCUGGAAAUUUCUCGCGCGUCUCGAAACGAGGGAAAAACGAAGAGGGAAGGAAUCCACGGACGAACGAUUAUCGAUGGCUCCGAGCACCCGCGACAGGGGCUCGCGGUGUAAACGGGCUUAAUUCGCGAUUAAAAGAAAACAAAAACGAGUAAAAAAAGUUUGGCGGGAUAAAUAAUCCUUCGAAUUCGGUACGGUGGAGUUAAAACGAAAAAAAAAAAGAAGAUUUGGAUAGGACGCGAGGGAACGGGAGAGAGGGGCGGGGGUCGGCGAGACUGUUUCUUUUUUCGGGAAUUAGCGAGAUUUGUUGCGUGCUCGCGUAGAGCGAAAGAGACGAGGGUCGAUGUUAUCGCUGCACCUAAAAUCAGUGCACGCUGCACCGGUGCACUGGCAACUGCUAUACUGUUUGAUCAUCGUAUAGUAUAUAAUAGUACUAUACCAUAGUUGAUAAUGAUUGCAUAGUACACGUAUCGCGCACGCAUAAGCAUAUUUAAACGUGAGGAAAAAGCAUAAAAAAAAAAAAUAUAUAUAUAUAUAUAUAGGAAGAUUACGGAUGGAAGCGAACAUAAGGAAACGUAAUGAAAUUUUCUUCUUUUUUUUUUCACAUCUUUCGCGGCAAGAAUUAAGGAAUAUUAAACAAACAAAAAAAUAACACUAAUAACGAUUACUGAUAACGAUAAUAUUAUGUAAACCAAGUAGGGCUCACUGUCGCGUGGCGGGGCUUCGAUUUCGGCGGCGUGCGGCCGUCGACGAUCUCGGCGACGGCCGCGACUUAUAGUACAAAGUAAACUAAUGUUAAGGGGUAUAGAGAAGAAAAAGAUAAAAGAUAAACAAGCAAACGAUCGACGCGACGAGAACAAAAAAAAAAAGAAAUAAACGAGAGAUCGCAUAUUGCAGAAUUUUUGUAAAACUUAUUACACACGCUGUAUGAUGUAACACGGUAAUGGGAUCGACGAACGAUGAUGACGAUUGAUGAACGAUAACCACGACGAUUGAUGGUUUAUGAUAGUCGAAAAUGGACGACGGCAUUGGCGAACGGUCGAGGAUUACGCGUAACCGAUUUAAUUAAGCUGUUCACCCACCCUGCAUUUUUAGACACAAAAUGCUGAACUGUUUGACAAGGUACACGAAUCAGCUUCGUCGAAGUAUAAUUCGUCGAUUCGCAUUGUUUACUUUUUAAACUUUAUGCCAAAACAUAUACGUUACAUUGAUUCAUACAAUAACGUAAUUAUAUAUCGAGCUGCACAAGUCUCACGCUCCAUAAGUGCAUCGAAUUUGCAGUCUAAUAAUAACUAAACGAGUGUUUCAAAAUUUGAUCAAGCAUUCUAUUUAAUCACAAGAUAUUAUUACAAAUAUAAACGAAAUAUUCGAUCUACUAUGGAAGCACUCGUUUUGUAUCCACACGAGCAUCAACAAUCGUUGUUAUAGUGAUAUAAACUAUAUUUCUAAAAAGAAGCAUGCGUAUCGACGUCUUUUAUCUCCAAGACAGCGCUCUACACGCGAUAGAAUAAUAAAGUCCCUGCAAUCUCGAAGAAGAGGAAGGCAACUCUAUUUCAAACGGCGUUGAAUCAGGUUCAAGCACACUUUACAUAUCAGUUUCACUAAGAGAGUCUACUGAUUCUUAGAUUUACCACUUGCUGUCGUUUCUAGACGAUUCGCGCACUCCUCCUCUUCCCUCGAGCCGCGGGACUCGUCCACCGACUGUUGCGAUCGUAUUUUAUAUCCAGUAGCUCGCAAUAGUUUAUGCUAGUUACAAAGUUGUCAGAAAAUGUUCAAAGGACUGCACGUGUUUCGAUUGUGCUGCGUAAGCACGGUUUAUGGUCGCGCGUCGAGAGCGCCACCUCUCACGGGGCGGUGAUUUCAAUGCCUCUCGAGCUGCACAGGACAGUGCGCGGCAGUCGAUGCUCGUAGAAGCGUACAGUGUUUGGCAAAAUGUCACACGUGAUUAUUAUUACGGAAUAUAACGUAAUCGUGGUUAAUAAUCAAUGGAUAAUGAAUAACCAGGAUUUCAUCUCUAGAAGAGUUUACGUAAGGUACAAUUUAUCGAUUCACCCAGUCACAAGUGUGCUUUUCUGAUUUGAAACUCGCGAGUGAUGGUCAUAAAAGUUAUCACUGAAAGGUUACGAAUUAUCAAUGCAGGUUUUAAUCUGACAGUCGUAUGUUCGUAAAUGUGAUCGCAAGGUACUCGGGAUUUUAACUCUGAAAGAGUUGUGCAGAUUACAAAUGUACUUCCUAAUCCUGUAAUUGUGAAUGGCGAUCACAAAAAUAGUCACAAAAUGAUCAUGAUUUCUAUUUCAAGACAUUACAAACUAUCUAAUCACGAUUGCAGAUUGUAAAUUGCACCUUUUAAUCUAACUUUUGCGAGCAAUGAUUACAAAAGUAACCACAACGCAGUCACAAAUCAACGAUUGCCCAACUCUGAUAGAAAACGGCAUGGAAACCUUAUCGAGUUCUCAUUCGAACAGAAAGACUGGAGAAACUGAACACUGCCAGACACGGGUCGCGAAUCCUUCCGUGACCGUUCUCGCCGAUGAUCCUCGACGCCGUCCGUCACAGUAACGGAUCACAAUACUUGGUCACACUAGUACAAAUGCUACCUCACACACGACAUACAGGGUGCAUAAAAAAAAAAAGAAAAAAAAUGAGAAACAUACGAAAAUCUCUCUGUACAUAAGCACAGUCGAACGGUAUUUCGCGAUAGUUAAUCGAACGUCACAGAGGCGUCGAUCGAGGCACGAAUCACGGCACGUUCUCGCGUCGUUCCGCGUUACGGACGAGCGAGUUCUAUCGAGGGAAUGAAAGAAGACGAUAACUAAGAUAUUCGAGAGAGAGAGAGAAAAAAAAAAUACGAUUUGCAAAUACGAUUAGUCGAACAGAGAUGUCAGAAUUAAAUUCGGAAACGGGGGUCGCCGUAUGGCGGCUCGCGUGCCCACCGAGUCCUUUUCUCAGGAAUAUGAAAACCAAGUACAAACUACAAAGUAUAAUAGUCGAUAAGAUUUAAAUAACAUAAAUCAAUAAUCAAGCGAUGCAAUAGUCGAGUGUAUAAUAGGGAUCGUCGGUGUAGCUUUUCGUUACACCAGAAAAUUAACUCUUUGUCUCUGUCUCACGCUUUCACUCUCUUUUCUUUGUCUUUUAUUGGCACGUUGCGACGUCGUUGAUGAUGACUGCUAUCGAUUAUUGUCACCCACGGAUCACCGUGCCUCGCGGAUGAUGGCGGUAUACGUAUUCGCACGGUACGUUAGUUACGUGGUGUCCUGUGAAAUGUGGUAGCAACUUCGAUGGUGAAUGCACAACAAAUUAUUUAUAGAAGAAUAAUUAAACGUUUGAGUUAUCCGACGUUGUUCUCGAUUUGCACACAUCUUGAAAUUAAGUAGCACAGGAGGCUAUACUGUUUCACAGAGAUCAAAUUUGAGACGAUAUAAUCGUUAUUAUCGUUAUUCGUCAUUC
Hylaeus volcanicus is the source of this 16762-nucleotide messenger RNA. It is a transcript of the gene chinmo, whose product is annotated as zinc finger protein chinmo. The transcript has 7 exons. The record is from RefSeq and is a predicted model, not a curated record. Gene Ontology annotation, biological process: regulation of transcription by RNA polymerase II. Bases 2097 to 3440 code for a protein of 447 amino acids. Lineage: Eukaryota; Metazoa; Arthropoda; Insecta; Hymenoptera; Colletidae. Gene Ontology annotation, molecular function: protein binding. Gene Ontology annotation, cellular component: nucleus.